UUGAGAGUUUAGUUUCCUUCAUAAUGUACACACAUAUAUUUGUGAGGGAAGUGUUAUAGGUUAUUAUAUUUAAUUUAUAUUUUAUACCUUUCUUUUUUAAAUAAAAAAGAUGAGCGAGUAGAAUAUUGUUUUAAAGGAAAUAAAAAAUCGCUUCUGUUAAAAGCGAUACCGCAAUAAACGUUUCACUGUGAUCUGAUGUAAUCCAAGUAAACAAAAAUAUGGGUCUUCUUAGUGUUUUACCUGUAUUUUCAAGAUUAUCUAAAUGUGCUAUCACAAGUAUACGUAAUAUAUCUACUUAUGGUAACCCACUACAGUUUGGUAUAACUAAUAUGCUUCUCGCAGAACCAUUGAAAAAGAAGAAGAAAUUAGAUCCAGCUAUAAUUAGACAAAGAGAAGAAAGAAAAAAAAAGAAAUUGGAAAAGUCAAUUCGUCGUUUACAAAAAUUUGCUAAAAAAUUAAAGCCCAUUAGUGAAUUGGAAAUACCAUUAUUCUUAAAAAAUGAGAAAGAACAAAGGAAACGUAUCUUUCCAUCUUUAUCCGAAGAGGAAGAAGAUAAAAGAGUAUUGUUACAAAAAGAAUGGACUAGAUAUAAAACCAAACAACAUAAGAAUGAUAUUCAAACAAUAGAAGAGUUAAUGUUGUCUCAAAACAGAGCACUGAAAGAGCUAAAAGCUGAAUCAGAAGAAUUAUAUAAUGAAGCGAUACAGAUUGAUCUUACCUUUUUGCCAUAUUUAAAACAAGGUCCUUGUCAUACACCACCAAUACAAAACUAUGAUAGUCCAGAUGGGGAAUAUAUAGAUAUGACAAUAAAAUAUCCGGGUGAAACGUAACUAAGUUAAACGAGAUUUUAAUUAAAUUGUAUGUAUAAAUAAGAUAAAAAUUAAUGUUAUCAAUAUAAAA
Molecule: messenger RNA, 900 nt
Organism: Vespa mandarinia (Asian giant hornet)
Lineage: Eukaryota; Metazoa; Arthropoda; Insecta; Hymenoptera; Vespidae
Gene: mRpL40
Product: mitochondrial ribosomal protein L40
Cellular component (GO): mitochondrial large ribosomal subunit; mitochondrial ribosome
Source: RefSeq, a predicted model, not a curated record